Messenger RNA from Salvia splendens (bonfire salvia), 1912 nucleotides. Its product is annotated as patellin-3. The transcript is spliced from 4 exons. The record is from RefSeq and is a predicted model, not a curated record. Bases 208 to 1638 code for a protein of 476 amino acids. Lineage: Eukaryota; Viridiplantae; Streptophyta; Magnoliopsida; Lamiales; Lamiaceae. Gene Ontology annotation, molecular function: lipid binding.
AAUUCACUUUAUUUACAAUAAUGAUUCAUCUCCUUCAAUCGCCGGCUUCUGUCAGUAUAUUCAAACAAGAGUGAUGAAAGUACGCUACUCUUGGCUUAGUCCCAUCAAUUCCAAUCCACUACAAAAAAAAGUGCAUAAAUCCACGGGUUAAUCACCUCAGGUCAAAAAGUGCAAAUCGCAGAGAGCGACUCCACCUCACAUAUCGCCAUGGCAGAAAGCGAACCUCCACCGCCUCCCGCCGCCCACUACCCGCCGGAGCACUCAGAAAAGCCACCACCAUUGGAAGACCCAUCAGCUUCGUCGGCGGCGGAGGACAAUAAAGGGGAAAUCUUGAAAGAAACGGUUACUAUAAUUCAAAAAGAAUCCCCUUUGGAAACUACUCUCUCUCAACCGCUAUCAGCUGCUUUAGCAUUGCCCCAAGCAACGGAAAAGGGGAAAGUCCCAGAAUCUCUCGUUUCUUUCAAGGAAGAAAGCAACAAAAUUUCGGAUCUUUCUCUCGAUGAGCGGAGAGCCCUCGACGAGUUCAAGCUUCUAGUUCAAGAAUCUCUUAAACGUCGAGUCUUUUUGGAGGGUUUGGCUUCAGACAGCGAGAAAUCAAGUGAGGAGGUAUCAAUAUGGGGUGUGCCGUUGCUGAGAGAUGAGAGGAGUGAUGUUGUUCUGCUUAAAUUUCUGCGAGCUCGUGAUUUUGAUGUGAGGGAUGCUUAUGUUAUGUUGAGCAACACAAUCAAAUGGAGAAGGGACUUUAGAGUUGAUCAACUGUUGAAGGAGGAUUUGGGGGAUGAUCUUGAGAAAGUUGUUUAUAUGCACGGCCAUGAUAAGGAGGGGCACCCGGUUUGUUACAAUGUUUAUGGUGAGUUUCAGAAUGAAGAACUUUACAUGAAGAUUUUUGCAGAUGAGGAGAAGAGGUGGAGGUUUUUGAGAUGGAGGAUUCAGUUUCUUGAAGCAAGUAUUAGGAAGUUGGAUUUUAGUCCUGGUGGGAUCAACACUAUCUUUCAAGUUAGUGAUCUCAAGAACUCGCCUGGCCUCGGGAAGACUGAGCUUCGGAUUGCUACUAAACAGGCCUUGCAGAUUCUUCAAGAUAACUAUCCUGAGUUUGUAGCAAAGCAGGUUUUCAUCAAUGUUCCUUGGUGGUAUCUUGCUUUCUACAGAAUGAUCAGUCCCUUCUUGACUCAGAGGACAAAGAGCAAAUUCAUAUUUGCUGGCCAGACAAGGACUGCUCCUACUCUUUUCAAGUACAUUUUACCAGAGCAAAUGCCAACUCAAUACGGUGGGCUUAGUGUGGAUCUCUGUGAAUGCAACCCGGAAUUCUCCAUGGACGAUCCAGUCACUGAGAUCACUGUGAAACCGGCAACCAAGCAAAUCGUGGAGAUUAUUGUGCAUGAGAAAUGCAGCCUUGUGUGGGAGAUUCGUGUGGUGGGAUGGGAAGUGAGUUACAGUGCUGAAUUUGUACCACAGCGUGGUUACACGGUGCUGAUACAAAAGAGCACGAAGAUGGCUGCAAACGACGUGCCAGUUGUGCACGACAAUUUCAAUGUUUCUGAGCUUGGCAAGAUAUUGCUUACCAUCGACAACCCAACUUCCAAGAAGAAGAAGCUGCUGUAUCGAUUCAAAGUUGCUCCCUACGUCCACCAAUCUUGAAGAAAAGAGCAAAUUCAUUCUUGGAUUCACUCUUUCUUGAUGCAUUUUUAUCAUAUUCAAAUUGCUUCCCCGUUUUGUUCUUUGAUACAAUGCUGGAAAUUUGGUUUUCAUUUUGGCGAUUGUGCGCGCGGUUGAGGAGGAGGAGACGUAGAUUUCAUAUAACUCCUAUAAAAAGGUAAAAAGUUCAAAUAUGGAAUGUUUUUAUUUGUUUCAUGUUGUAUGUGAAACAUGUAUUCUUGACGCUUGUUAUACAUAGAUUUGCGUGUCUUUUUAA